Messenger RNA from Epinephelus fuscoguttatus (brown-marbled grouper), 4268 nucleotides. RefSeq names its product Josephin domain containing 1 (gene josd1). The transcript is spliced from 5 exons. Bases 730 to 1521 code for a protein of 263 amino acids. NCBI's taxonomy places the organism in Eukaryota, Metazoa, Chordata, Actinopteri, Perciformes, Serranidae. Gene Ontology annotation, molecular function: cysteine-type deubiquitinase activity. The record is from RefSeq and is a predicted model, not a curated record. Gene Ontology annotation, biological process: protein deubiquitination.
GUCUGCACGGACGGAGAGGGAGACAGCGAGCGAGAGAGGGAGAGCCAAAGCAGGGAAAAAUUGGCAAAGACAAAGGACUGAGGAACCUUUGGGGACACUGGGGACACCAGAUUCAGUUUUUACACCGGUUUAUGAUACUCCAGCUGGGACAGCAGCGUCAGGAAGCAGCCAGGCACUCAGUGUAUCUGUUCCAGUGGAAGUGAAGCUUCACGGUCAGCAGCCUGGUGAUGGAAAGAACUGCAAAGCUAUAGGCUUGGUGACUGGAUGGAAAGAGCUGUCAACGCACAUAGAAGAUGGGGGAAGUGGAAACACACAGAAAUCAGCAGCUGUUCGACUGAUGACACCGCUGCCGUGUUGCUGGGGGAGUAAUCUUUCAUUCGGGCGCAUCUGGAGUAUCUUUGUUUGCUGGCGAUCCCACCUUGAGUUCCAGUUUCCCCCCUCCCUCCCUCCUGUUGACCUUUCUUCACAUCUAUCGUGUAGGGAGAGCAGGUGUUAAACAGCCACAGCCACAGGUCAUCAUUUACCUUGCAACCCCCACCUCCCCCUUGACCAUACACAGAGACACACACAAGCUCCUCUCUUCCAAGCGGCUGAGAGGUUGCUAUGGCAAUGGUUGUCAUGAUGCUGAUGUAGCAUCCUGAAAGUAGUAGCUGUGGAGGUAGUGGCGGAGCUGGAGGAGGUGGCGGCGGCAGCGGUGGGAGUGGUGGUGGUGGUGGUGAACGGUCAGGGAUGGGAAGCGCUCCGUAUCCAGCCGGCGAGUGGAAGGGGAAGGGGCGAGGCGGCCUGCAAGAGCUGGGCUGCAUGCGCUGGAAGGUCGGCAAGCAGAAAGGAGGAGGCGGAGGAGGGGACGUGGUGGUGGGAGCAGAAGAGAGGAGGUGCAGGGAUCCCACGGACUCUCAGCAGCAGCAGCAGCAACAGGAUCUCUCAUCCUCCUCUUCCUCCCUAACCCCUCCACUGCCUCCUCAACCAUCUCCGACACCUCCGGCCAUUUAUCAUGAGAAGCAGCGGAGGGAGCUGUGUGCCCUGCACGCGCUCAACAACGUCUUCCAGGAUGGGACGGCCUUCAGUAGAGACACCCUGCAGGAGAUAUACCAGAGGCUUUCUCCCAGCACUCUGGUGACACCUCACAAGAAGAGCAUGCUGGGAAAUGGGAACUAUGAUGUAAAUGUCAUUAUGGCAGCCCUGCAGACCCGAGGGUUUGAGGCAGUUUGGUGGGAUAAAAGAAGGGAUGUAGGCAGCAUCGAGCUGUCCAAUGUGACAGGCUUUAUUCUGAACGUGCCAUCCAACCUGCGCUGGGGGCCUCUCCGUCUGCCGCUCAAACGCCAGCAUUGGAUCGGCGUCAGAGAGGUAGGGGGAGUGUACUACAACUUGGACUCUAAGCUGCGCAGCCCCCAGCCCAUCGGCAACUCGGAUGAGCUCAGGAAGUUUCUACGCCAGCAGCUGCGAGGGAAGAACUGUGAACUCUUACUGGUCGUCUCAGAGGAAGUGGAGGCACAUCAAACAUGGCGGUCUGAUGGCUAAAGGUUUAACACCUCCUAAGCUAAGGGAUCACAACUCCAGCUGGGCCAACGGGCCAAUCACAGGACAAACGGGAGAGGAAGUAAAGUCGUGCACAGCCAAUCACAUGGAUGCACACUUGCAGAUGUAAUUUUCCCCCCUUUAUUGGGUUUUGUUUACACAGCCAUUGCUGGACUCUUAAUCUGAGAGGAUGCAGAGCAAUGAAGGAAGCAAACACUUUACAGGGAGAAUCAAAGAAUCACAGUCCUUUACUCACGACACACUUAAGACUUAUAAAACGUUAUUAUUCUGUUUCUGCUAUUCUCGUGUUUUUAUAUAUAUUGACUAUUUUUCAAUGUCGGUUUUGAUCCGUUGACUUUUUUUUCUUUUUACCGUUGAAGUUUCCAAAGUCAUGGGAUUUCAGGCUUUAUGAAAAAUGCUGUGUUGAUCUGCUGUCUCCCACAGUGAUCCUCCCUGCUUCUGUCAUGAUGUUCACUGAUGUGUCUUUGUGUUCCUCUCUCUCCCUUCACGUUGUGAAUGUCCCCCUCCUGUCCGUCCGUAUCCUCGGUUCUUCACUUUCACCAAAGCGUGCCCUUUUCUUGCCUCAGUGUGACUCCAUCUCACUUCUCCUCUCGGCCCCUUUUCCAUAUAUCACAGGUCAAUUAUCACGUUGCCAACUUUGUAUUUCAUCUACUUCCCAAACGCCUCUGGCACAGUCUGAGCCUACACUGUACCGAGGCUGUGCCGACACAACAGUUUUAUACGCAACAAAGCAAUGCAACACCCAGGCCAAGCACUCCCUCUAGUGGAUGUUUGCCUCAGUUUCCUACCAAGGAAGUAACAGCACCAUUCAUCCAGUUUUUUGUGAUUAUUCAUAUUCAAAUCGUUGCUUUAUAGUGAUGAGGAGUGCUUGUCAACGAGGAAAAAAUGCAAUACUAACAGUUAUCAUCUUUUAGUAGUAUUAUACUGUAGAAUUAUCCAGUUAAGGUGGUAAGAAAACCAGUUGUCCAAAUUAUUGAUAAAAUCAGACUCAACAAAAGUACAGGAAUUGGCCACACUCUGUGUAACCUGCACAUUAUCAGCAUGACAGUUCAUUUUUGGCUUUGAAAAAAACACUCACCACAACAACCCCAACUCAAGGUCUUCGUACAAGUCCGUUCUGGAGCUUUUGACUGCACCACAUGGUCCUCAUCAGCAGAUUGAAUUGACUCAGUUGCCCAUGAAAUGUCGAUAUUAAAACUUUCUUGUAGUGCUAAAAUGGUUAUUGAUUAACGAAGUAGUUGAACGACGGAAAAUUGCUGACAGUUUUGGUUAUCUAUUAAUAGUUUAAAGGUAGAGUAGGUGAUUCUGGAGAAAGAAACUUGAUUGCUGAGUCUGAGUUUCAGGUUGUCAAUUAGCGACGCUUUGGGUUGGUAUUCGGAUCAAACUACCAACCCAAAGAGUCACCGUUUGACGACUUACGAAUGAGACUCAACAAUCAACUUUCUUUCUCCAGAAUCGCCUACUCUACCUUUAAGCAAUUGUCAGUUAUUGUUUGUAAAUAUGCUCAAGUGAAAGUAAAAGCUAACCUCCCAUUCACUAUUGUUUAGCAUUUAGUCUUUCUAUAUUUUAGGGGUUUAUUUUUUGGUGCUGUGUCUGUAGGGUGGCUACUCAUUAUGGUCUGGCAGCUGGUCAGCAUCCACACCCAUACACGUCUCAGACACAGACAAUAAGAAGGAAGUAAUAAUAUCAUUGUACACACUUCAGGUGGGUCAUAAGCGAUGAUUUAUGAGCAAUUUAAAUAUGAAAAACCUUGGUUCUGAGGAGUUGUGAUGUGCAUUUAUCACAAUUUUCUGACAUUUUAUCGACCGAAUGAUUACUUGGAAACUGAAUUGGCAGAUUAAUCGCUUAUUAAAUAAGCGUUUAUUGCAGCCCUGCUUUCUAGUAAAUGGUUCUGAGUGCAUUUUAUCUGCUGAUGAGGACUGUAUAAUAAGGUCAAAAGCUCCAGAACAAGCAAGUAAGAGAUCUGCGUUUAGAUUGUCCUCAAUACACCAAAUAAUUAUUAAUAUAAGUAAUUGUUACAAACCAUUACAUCAGUAUAAAGAAAUAACGUUUGUCCAUAUAUCCCACUCUUGCUUAGUUAGAGCCAUAAUAAUCUCUUGCACAUGGUAAAAUGAUAACACACAGGCAGAUGACAAACUAAGGAUACACCACAAGGGAAGAUACUUAUUUGUUUUUUAAUGUUAUUUUCCUGUCAUGAUCCAAAGGAUCACCACCACAGCAGCCCUCUGUAGCACAGGAGCUUAGCUGAUGCAGGCCUCCUCCUCCUCCUCCUUCUCUUCUUAAAUAUCUUUAGUCAAACCUGCCAAACACAGCUCUGAGAGGACAUCACAGAUUGUCCCAUCAGGUCAUAUAUAGCCAGGAGGGGGUCUCUAAUGUGCGAGGGUUCAGUCUGAGGAAGGAUUUGGUGGAUGCUUGCGCAAAAGGAAGUUGUCAGUUUGAGAAAAUGGAGGGAGGGGAGAUAGAGAACAGCGUGCCUGGGUUAGAGAGUGAUGUAGAAGAUGUGGAAAGAAAAGUGAAAGUUGACGGGCUGGUUAGUGAGCACAUGUCCAGCCAGACGUGUGCUGCCGUUGAUUAUUGUGAAACAAGCCUUAUGAGAGAUUCCACUGUUUGUAGCUUUCAAAUCUACGAGCUUAAGAGAAACUGUUAAUACUAUACAUAUUGUCUCUUAACGACAAUAUCGGCCUUAACUUGUUUACAUGAAAAGAAUAUUUGUUGCUCUGAAAGAUUAA